AUGGCUUCCUGUUUAGAGAGGGACCUCUCCUGCCCGGUCUGCCGUGAGAUCUUUGCGGAUCCGGUGGUCCUGUCGUGCAGCCACAGCUUCUGUAGAGCCUGUGUGCAGAAAUGGUGGCGGGAGAAAGAAACCUGUGAGUGUCCAGUGUGUAAAGAACGGUCUGUGCAGAGCGAUCCGCCUGCAAACCUGGCGCUGAGGAACCUGUCGGAGACCUUCCUCCUGGAGCGAGCUCGCAAGCUCCCAGCGGAGGUGUGUGGUGUGCACGCGGAGAGGCUCAGGCUCUUCUGCUUGGACCACCGGCAGCCGGUGUGCGUCAUCUGUCGAGACUCCAAAACACACACAAAUCACAAGUUCAGACCCAUCGAUGAAGCUGCACAGGACCACAGAGCGGAGCUGCAAGAAGCCCUGAAACCUCUGCAGGACAAACUGCAGCUCCUUAAACAAGUCAAAGAAAGCUGUGAGCUGAUGGCAAAGCACAUCAGGGUCCAGAGCCGAAACACAGGGAAGCAGAUCAAGGAGCGGUUCAAGAAGGUCCGUGAGUUCCUGCAGAAGGAAGAGGAGGCCAUGAUGGCUGCUCUGAGGGAGGAGGAGAAGCAGAAGAGUAAAAAGCUGGUGGAGCAGACGGAGGCUCUGAGCAGAGACAUUUCAGCUGUGUCCGACGCGGUCAGAGCCGCAGAGAAGCAGCUGAGAGCUGAGGACGUCUCCUUCCUGCAGAACUACAAGGCCGCAGCGGAGCGAGUGCGGCAGCGCCCCCUGCUGGACGACCCACAUCUGGCCUCUGGAGCGCUGAUAGACGUGGCCAAACAUCUGGGCAACCUCACCCACAACAUCUGGAGGAAGAUGGAAGUAAUGGCCCCCUACAGCCCAGUGAUCCUGGACCCGAACACCGCUCACCCAGGCCUGGUUCUGUCUGAAGACCUGACCAGCGUGAGCCCUGAAGACUCGCGGAAGCUGCCCGACAACCCAGAGAGAUUUGCCCGUUUGGGCGUCGUCCUGGGCUCCGAGGGCUUCGACUCCGGCUGCCACCGGUGGGACGUGGAGGUGGGCGGCGCUGCCGGCUGGGUCGUGGGCGUGGCGCCUCAGUCCGUCCAGAGGAAGGGCGUGGGGGCGGGGCUGUGGCGCGUCGGGCUGCGGGACGGUGAAUACGCGGCCGUGUGCGCGUCGGACGCACGCGUUCCUCUGCCGCUGACGACGAAGCUGCAGAGGAUCCGAGUGCAUCUGGACUGGAACCGAGGGCGUCUGUCCUUCAUCGAUGCUGAAACCGACACAGACCUUCACACCUUCACACACACGUUCACCGAGAAGCUGUUUCCGUUCUUUAGCAGUGAGAAUAAACUCCAAAUAACGCAAAAAUACACAAACACGCUGCAGUUCGUUCAUGACAUUCAUCAGUGAAGGGGAUUUGAGGUGAUGAUGUACUUUCCACUGGGCUGAUGUGUGACCCUUAAAACACGUGUGACCUAAAGUCACCGAUCUAUUCUACGUCCUGGCUCUUUGUGUUUGUCAGUAAAGGUGUUUUCAAUUCUUUUAUCAGUUUAAAUUUACUUCCUGAGGCAAAUGCAUUUUGUAGAAACAGAUGGAUUUGACUAAACAUGUUUAAAAUAAAUGAAAUAUAUAUUG
Betta splendens (Siamese fighting fish) is the source of this 1620-nucleotide messenger RNA. RefSeq names its product zinc-binding protein A33-like. NCBI's taxonomy places the organism in Eukaryota, Metazoa, Chordata, Actinopteri, Anabantiformes, Osphronemidae. Gene Ontology annotation, molecular function: zinc ion binding; ubiquitin-protein transferase activity; protein binding. The transcript has a single exon. The coding region runs from base 1 to 1395 and encodes 464 amino acids. The record is from RefSeq and is a predicted model, not a curated record. Gene Ontology annotation, biological process: protein ubiquitination.